AUGCCUAAGUCUAAGUCUAAGUCUCGCUCUGCUCCCAAGCGCCCUAAACCUUACUCUCCUCCUGCUGUCCCGCGCUUGGUCCCUGUGUCUUGGCUCCGCACUGUUCACCCUGGCAGGAUCCUCUCUCGUCCUCCUCCCUCUGCUUAUUCUCUUCCUCCUCACUCUGCUCCUCCUUUGCCCUCCUCUGCCCCUCCUCCUCCUGGGUGUCUUCAGCUUACCUCUCUGACUGACUCUUGGUUCGCUCCUGUUCCGUGCGUCCGUAAAGUUCCCAGACGCACUCCUCAAAUCUCUAAAUCUACCUCUGUCCCUAUUGCCCUGCAGUCUGAGCCCACACCUGCCAUCCCUGGACCUUCCUCUGCCUGGGCGGUGUCUGAGAAGGCCCAGAAGCACAAGCGCAAAAGGUCACGUGAGCCGGACGCCAAACAUCCACCCAAAAAGCACAAGUCUUGUUAA
Molecule: messenger RNA, 453 nt
Organism: Knipowitschia caucasica
Lineage: Eukaryota; Metazoa; Chordata; Actinopteri; Gobiiformes; Gobiidae
Source: the annotation of a GenBank genome assembly